UUUUGAAGGAGUUCCGUGCGCACAUGUUUCUAAUUAAGCUUCUGCGUUUUUUUUUCUUCGCUUUUUACGAACCUGCAACAAAACAAAAUAAUGAAGGUUUUAGCUAGCUGAUCUUUUUAUGCGAAUUAAACGAAGAACCAGCGAGAAAAACAACAACAGAGAAAUGUUUUGUUGUUUAAAAAUAUUUCCAUUUCCGCUGCAGGUCUGUCUGGGUGUGUGUCAGCAGGAUGUCACAGAAGAAAGAAAAAGAGCCAAACUGAGGAGCUCCAAAAUUGAAAAUGAUCUUCGUGAACAAGCUGAAGCGGAGAGGAGCGUGAUUAAAAUCCUCAUGCUUGGAGUUGCAGAGAGCGGGAAGAGUACAAUAAUCAAACAGAUAAAGAUAAUACACAGUCGUGGCUUCUCCAAACCAGAGCUCAUCAGCUUCAAGCCUGCAGUGUUGGACAACCUUUUGACAUCCAUGAAGAUUGUUCUGCACGGAAUGGGCAAGCUGCAGAUCAACCUCACAAACCAGAACAACAAGGAGCACGCUCGUUCCGUUCUGUCCUGCGGCCAGUGUUUGGGAGACGACCAGGAGCUGCUUCCUCCUGUGGGGCGGGCCCUCUGUGCACUUUGGGCCGACCAGGCCGUGCGCGCCGCCGCAGCCAGAGGCUACGAGUACGAGCUGAACGACUCUGCCCUCUAUUUCUUUGCGAACAUAAAUCGAAUCAUCGCUCCGAACUACGUUCCCACUGAGGCAGAUGUUCUGAGAGUCAGAGUGAGGACGUGUGGAAUCAUCGAGACGCAGUUUCAAGUUAAUGAAACCAUCUUUCGGUUGUACGAUGUUGGCGGCCAGCGCAGUGAGAGGAGGAAGUGGCUGAGCUGCUUCGAUUGUAUUCAUGCCGUGUUGUUUGUCGUGGCCCUCAGCAGCUACGACACGAGGCUGUCAGAGGAUCAGGACGUGAACCGCCUGCAGGAAAGUCUUGAACUUUUUUCUUCUCUCUGCACAAACGUGAUCUUCCAGAGAACCUCUGUGAUUUUAUUCAUGAAUAAAACAGAUCUUUUUCGUGAGAAGAUUCUACGUUCUGGGAGGCACUUGAGAUUUUACUUUCCUUGCUAUGAAGGAGCAGAUGAUGACGUGGACGCUGCAGCCUACCACAUCACUGCCAUGUUCCUGGUGUGUAACAGUGUUCUGGACAGGCCCGUGUACCACCACUUCACCACGGCUACACACACUGCAGGCAUGAAGGUGGUCUUCCACAUGCUCAUCCAACAGAUUAUCAAGGAGAACCUGGCAUCUGUCCGGCUGUUGUAGCUCUACCAGAUUCUGAUUAGAUUAUCAUGUCUGUUUUUUUUAAUAUUUUUAUUCUAAUUUAUUUUCAGUUACUUAUUUAUUGGUACAGUUGUUUAAGCUCUGUGUUUUUACAUUUUAAAAUGUUUUAAUAAAGUCUUUGGUAAAGCUGAA
Austrofundulus limnaeus is the source of this 1441-nucleotide messenger RNA. RefSeq names its product guanine nucleotide-binding protein G(o) subunit alpha. The transcript has 10 exons. The record is from RefSeq and is a predicted model, not a curated record. Lineage: Eukaryota; Metazoa; Chordata; Actinopteri; Cyprinodontiformes; Rivulidae. Gene Ontology annotation, cellular component: cytoplasm; heterotrimeric G-protein complex. Gene Ontology annotation, biological process: adenylate cyclase-modulating G protein-coupled receptor signaling pathway; Rho protein signal transduction. The coding region runs from base 119 to 1291 and encodes 390 amino acids. Gene Ontology annotation, molecular function: guanyl nucleotide binding; GTPase activity; G-protein beta/gamma-subunit complex binding.